CAUUUCACAAAAUUGAGAUCAAAGACAUCAUGACUGUGACGGAGAAGAAGACGCUGUGCAUGAACCCUGGCCCCAUCGCCUUUGAAAAGGAUGUGUUGGACGCGUUUGCCCACGAGGGCAUUUCCCACGUCGACCCGUACUUCAUCGACGUGUUUGGCAACACGUUGGAGAACUUGCGCAAGGUGUUCCUCGCGCAAGAUGGCCAGCCGCUCGUGGUGACGGGGUCCGGGACAUUGGGUUGGGACAUGGUCGCGUCCAACUUGCUCGAAGUUGGCGACGACGUCCUUGUCAUCAACACCGGGUAUUUCGGCGACCAUUUCGGGGACUGUUUAACUCAAUAUGGCGCCACCGUCACGCAUUUGCGAUCGCCCGUGGUUGGAAGUCGUCCAUCGGUUGCCGACUUGACCAAAACUCUCUCAUCCACCCAAUUCAAAGCUGUCACAAUCACCCAUGUCGACACAUCCACGGGGGUGCUCGCCAGUGUCGCAGACUACACGGCGGCCAUCCGCGCCGCCCAGCCGGACGCGCUCGUUAUCGUCGACAGCGUCUGCGCCCUCGGCGGCGAAGAGCUCCGCAUGAAGGCAUGGGAUGUGGAUGUGGUGCUGACUGGGUCGCAGAAGUGCUUGGGGGUGCCGGCGGGGCUCAGCAUCCUUGUGAUUCGCCCCCGCGCACUCAAAGUGCACGAGAAGCUGAGCGCCGCCAAGCCAAAGUACUACUGCGACUGGACAAAUUGGCUUGCGAUCAUGAAGAAUUACGAAGCGCGCCGCCCUUCAUAUUUUGCAACGCCCGCCGUGAACCACGUGUUGGCCUUGCACAAAUCGCUCGAGAUUUUGCUGGCCAACGGGGGCAUCGAAGCGCGCUUUGAAGAACAUCGUGUGGUCUCCACCGCGAUUAAAGCUGCGAUUGAAUCGUGGGGCGUUGGCUUUGUCCCUAUCGAAGGGGUUGCAGCCAACACGAUGACAUGCGUGCGCUUCCCCAAGGGCAUCUCAGGGCCAGACUUGUUACCCAAGGUGUAUGCGCGAGGGGUGUCGUUGGCUGGUGGGCUGCACAAGGAUAUCAAGACGGAGUACUUCCGCAUCGGACACAUGGGGCCCAGCACCCGCCGGGCGGACCAUGCGAUUCAGACGGUGGCGGCCAUCGAAGCUGCGUUGAUUGAGUGUGGGUAUGCAAUCCCGGCGCCUGGUCAAGCAGUGCAGGGACUGAAAGCGGCGCUGAAGGGAAAGAUUCCGCUCGAGGCUGGCGGCGUCUCCAAGACCAAGGCCGACUGCGGCUGCUGCAUCGUGCCCGUCAAGUGUCAAUUUCUCACGCUUGGCAUCGUGGCCCUGUCCUUUGGAGUGGGCUACCUCCUCUCCGGCCGUCGUCGCUAGAAAGCCGUCAAUAUGCAUGAACAAACAGCUAUAUUGUAAAUACAUAUGACCAAUUGGGCUUGAACGAUGACUACAUAGCCAAGCUUUA
Molecule: messenger RNA, 1455 nt
Organism: Aphanomyces astaci
Lineage: Eukaryota; Oomycota; Saprolegniomycetes; Saprolegniales; Verrucalvaceae
Exons: 8
Coding region: 30-1367 (445 amino acids)
Cellular component (GO): peroxisome
Molecular function (GO): L-alanine:glyoxylate transaminase activity; L-serine:pyruvate transaminase activity
Source: RefSeq, a predicted model, not a curated record